GCGUCCUCGAGUCAAAGCCUCUGCAGCUUUUGCGCUGAUCGCAUACACCCUCAUGCCCUUCAAACGAGUAUAAUCAGGAGUAAUGCAUUCCAUUCGACUGCCAGCCAGGGCCAGGAUCCCAACGACCCUUUCUCAUCCUUCGAAAUCCCCGAUGCCGCGCUAGAAGCUCAAAAGGUCUUGCAAGCGGCGAAACGCCAAAGAGAAGAACAAGAGGCUGCUCGACGCAGGCAAGUCGAAGAGGCGAACGAGAGACUCGCAUCUCAGAAGCUGUUUGGAAAUGCGUCCCGGAAGACACCCCAGGCGCAGCAGGGUCAGCAAAAGCAACCACAACAGGCACAGCAGCCCAAGCAGGCACAGAGACCUAAGCCGCAACACACUCCACAAAAAGCUCUCAGUAACUCACACCAGCCCCCCUCAAAGGCAGCAAAAGCCCAAUCAGUACAACCAAAAACCGAAUCCNNAGUAGAUCCGGCUGCUAAUCGACCUCUGAAUCGUGUCCAAACUGCUCGGCGCGAAGGACGACAACAACACGCAAAGAUCUCGCAUGACGACUUUCUACAAAAUCUUGAUGUGAAGAAGUCGGAGAAUGUCAUGCCUAAUAUGGAUAGUCUACCUAUGAGCCCGAGGCACACGCGGAGCAACCAACCUGUAUCAGAGCCUGCCCCGAGACCCCAAUUCAAAACCGAGCCGAACGCUCCUGCGAAGCCUACAAUUAAGGCUCCAUCCUGGAUGUCUGCCACUCCCACUUGCCAGCCAGCCACUUCCUCAAGUAUCGUCCCAGCCUCAGCCACGCAAACGCCUUCGUCACAAUCUUUCGACGAUCCUGUCUCGGGAGCGUCGCAACCUUCUGAGGAUUAUGAAGACAUCUUCUCGGCUGAUCUGGAGCAGGCAAGGAAGGCUAUGGAACCCGUCUCCGCUCCGCCAGUCAAAGUGCGAUAUUCACUGCACAGUUCGGAUUUCGUACCACCGGAUAAUACUGAAAGACGAGAAACGUCCAGAGAUCGUGCCUUAAGCAAUUGGCAGCGAGGCGAGGAUACCCAACGACAAAGAAAUGUGGAGGGCCAGCAGGGAGAAGAACCGCGCGCACCUCGAAACAACAACUUUACCGACCUUGCAACCUCCUUCAUAAGCCAGCGCCCAGGGCCUACAACAUCUGCAGCACCACCACCACCGCAAUCUACAUCGUCAUUAUCACAGGAGACUGGCGGAUUAUCGCAAGAGGAGGAGAGUAUGCUCCAAGCAUUAUUAGCUCGCAAGAACAAGUUAUCGGCAACGCCCUCGACAUCACCUCUAGAAUCUUUGUUUGAUGAGCAAGACCAGCGGACAAGACGUGCUCUCGUUGACGAAUCGAAAAAGCGCGUCCAAGAAGAACAGGUCAGAAAGACUGAGGAAGAUCGUUCUCGUGGACCUCGCUUCUCCACCAAGAUGAUUAAUAAUCGCGAGGAGCCAGAUGAGACGCCAUUCGAAAACGCUCAAACCUGGAGUAUCUUGAAAUCGCGACGACAGCCGUCACAAUCGAGGCAGCAGGAGCAGGAGAGUGAUAACAGAGGCAACCAAAGAUUCUCGGGUAUCUCAGCUGGAGAUAUUGAUGCAAGAUUCGAAGAGUACAGGCAAAGGCGACCAAGAUUGGGUGGUUUCAACAUCGAGUCCUUGAAUGUCGAAAAUAGACCUGCCGCUCGUCUUCGUCCGGGUCAGACUUGUGUCAGAUGCGGUCAGCCGGGUCACGUCUUCCGUAAUUGCCCUAAUCCACCCAAGCCUGGCUGGGUUGAACGAGCUCCAGGUGAAAAGCCAGUUCGUGGUGAGCGAGUUGAUCGCAAUGCGACACGAGGCGACAGAGACGUACGACGACCCAGAGAAACCAGAAGCGCCGGAAGAGAUAUGGCUGCUGCAUAUGGGGUCUCGGCAGCCCAAGAAGCCUCUGAAGAACCUGAAGAGCUGGAUCCCGCUGAGGUGGAAGCAGCCAGGAAAUUAGCGGAGCGCAAUGCUCGCAGAGCAUCUCGUUUCGUUGAAGAAGAUGAUGAAGCUGAUGCGCCCAAGCCUGCGCCCGUCAAGGGCCGCCGCAGCCGCUUCGACGAAGUAGACGAAGAGGAUGAUGACAAGCCUCGUAGAGGUCGCCGCAACCGAUUCGACGAUGAUGACGAUGUGGAAGGUGACUUCGGCGCUAUGCGCAACAACCGCGACGAACGUAANGAAGGCUCGCCAGGCGAAGAAGGAAAAGGCAGCAAGGAGGCUGCACGUCAAGCUGCAAGACAGGCAAGACGUGCAGAGGCCGUGACUCCCAUCAACCUACCAGAAUUCGUCAGUGUGUCGAAACUUGCACAGUUGACCAACGUGACAUACCAAGAAAUGGCCGACAAGAUGGAGGAACUUGGUUUCGAAAACACAUCGCACGACCACAUCCUUGGUGCCGAAGAGGCAGGUCUGAUUGCUAUGGAAUACAACUUCGACCCUACUCUUGGUGCCCAAGAAGAAGCAGAGGCGGAGGAGCGUGACUUGAAGGCUCUGCCCGAGCCUGCACCCGAGGACAAAGAGUUCUUGCCUGUCAGACCUCCUGUCGUUGCGAUCAUGGGACACGUCGAUCACGGAAAGACCACUAUCCUCGAUUACCUUCGCAAGUCUUCGAUCGCAGCUUCCGAGCACGGAGGUAUCACACAACACAUUGGUGCCUUCAGCGUCGCUCUUUCAAGUGGCAAGACCAUCACCUUCCUUGACACACCUGGGCAUGCAGCUUUCCUUGAGAUGCGCAAGCGUGGUGCUACUGUGACCGACAUCAUCAUCUUGGUCGUUGCAGCUGACGAUUCAGUCAAGCCGCAAACUAUUGAGGCCAUCAAGCACGCUCAGUCUGCCCAUGUGCCCAUCAUCGUUGCUGUCAACAAGAUUGACAAGGAAGAAGCCAACGUCGAACGUGUCAAGGGAGAUCUGGCUCGUCAUGGAGUUGAGAUCGAAGACUUUGGUGGCGAGACUCAGGUCGUGCCUGUCAGUGGAAAGACUGGCCAAGGUAUUGAUGAGCUCGAAGAUGCAGCAGUCACUCUCUCUGAAAUCUUGGACCACCGUGCCGACACCGAGGGUCAAGUUGAGGGUUGGGUUAUCGAGGCCACGACUAAGCCAAGUGGUCGUGUAGCCACUGUGCUUGUCCGUCGCGGUACAUUGAAGCCCGGCACCAUCAUCGUGGCAGGCAAGACCUGGGCUCGUGUCCGCAGUCUCCGCAAUGAGGCGGGUGUAGCCCAGAUGUCUGCCGGUCCUGGUACCCCCAUCGAAGUAGACGGCUGGCGCGACCAACCCGAAGCGGGUGAUGAAGUCCUACAGGCACCCAACGAACAGAAGGCCGCCGAUGUAGUCGCCUUCCCCGCCGCAGCCGAAAAGGCCGCAGAGAAAGCAGCCAGAGCAGGAGGCACCGACGUCGAGCCCACAGCAACCCGCAAGACAGCUGUCGAUGCCGACGAGAACGAGACCCCUGGUCAUCAAACCGUGCCUUUCAUCAUCAAGGCCGAUGUUAGUGGUAGUGCAGAGGCUGUCUCUGCUUACCUACUCCAAAUGACCAACCCCCUGUGCUCGCCAAAAUUGCUUCGCGCCUCUGUGGGCCCAGUUUCCGAGUUUGACAUUGAGCACGCCGAUGCAGCAGGAGGCCAUAUCAUCUCCUUCAACCUCCCUCACGAUCCCGAAAGCGCUGGCCGUGCUGAACGCAAGGGCAUCAAGAUCCUCGAGCAAAACGUCAUUUACCGCAUCGUUGAUGAUGUUCGUGCAGUCCUCGAAGAAAAACUACCACCGCAAAAGAUCCAGAAGGUAACUGGUGAGGCUGAAGUAGCCAUGAGUUUCGAAAUCGGUAUUGGUGGACGCAAGAAGAUGAAGAUUGCAGGUUUGAAGGUCAGAAACGGUGUUGUGGCUAGAGGAUCGAGGGUCAGAGUUACCAGAGGUGAGGAGAGGGUAUACGAUGAACGUCAAAAGGACGUUCAAGAGAUGCGCAGAGGCACAGAGUGCGGUAUGGGCUUCGACGGCUGGGAAGGCUUCGAAGUCGGCGAUAUGAUCCAGACUUUUGAGGAGAAGACGCAAAAGCGUAAUCUGCCGAUCUAA
Aureobasidium musti is the source of this 4071-nucleotide messenger RNA. The record is from the annotation of a GenBank genome assembly. NCBI's taxonomy places the organism in Eukaryota, Fungi, Ascomycota, Dothideomycetes, Dothideales, Saccotheciaceae.